CAGCGAACUUCCGAGAUGCAACGAAGGCUUUUUUCGCGAGAGACUCCAGCGAGACCGGAGAGCGCGUCCGAAAACGGGGUUUGUUCGAACGGGUAUUAAUCCAUUCCAUUCCUUCUCCGGCUUUCGCUGCAACUCCGUAGUGAUCUCUGGUCUUCUUACCCCCCGACAUUGACUCCCAAAAAAACCCCUACAAAAGCAAGCCUCCUCAAACCAAGAAGUCUGGUCGUCAGGAACUUCCACUUCCGUCCUCCUGGAAUAGAGCUACCGAUCUCCAAUAAAACCGUUUUUCUAAGACUGCUUUCACACUCGAGGAGUUUCGGGGCUACAACCAACAAACUGCACGAAAACUCAAGAACCAAGUACGAGUCAUGUCUGGACGAGGAACCAUUAGCUCGUCGGAACUCUUGCAAUGGGGAACGGCCCACAUGACACCAGGUUCCGAGCCGCCCGCAGCUCCUAGAGAGCCGAUAGACCCGAAAUGGUUGGAAGUGAUCAUGGGAAAGGAGGACGCCGCUCGCAUGAAGGAUUGCAUGGAGAUUAUACAAGCCACCGACAAAAGUUUGGACGAGAAGGAGGGGGCUUUUGAUGAACUGGAGAUGUUGGUGGAAUCUUUAGAUAACGCUAACGAUCUGAGACCAUUGAAGCUCUGGCAACCACUCAUUGACAUUGCCACUACAAGCGACGAGGCUAAGUUGAGGAUGUACGCAGCCUGGGUAAUGGGCACGGCUGUACAGAACAACAAGAAGGCCCAGGAUGAUUUCCUUGCCGCUGGUGGUUUGGAGCACAUGUUGCUGUUGGUAUCGUCGUUCCCAGACUCGUCUGUGCGCGACAAGGCAUUCUACUGCGUGACAAGCGCCGUCCGCAACAAUCCCCAAGCCCUCGAAACCUUCAUGGAGAAGAACGGCAUCGCCUCCAUUGUGACCGUCGGUCUGGACGGUGAUACGCGGUUACUGAAGCGCGCCAUGUUCUUCAUCCGCUCGCUGGUCGAAGAUGAGAACCCCGCUGAAGCGACCCGCGCCGCCCAGGCCGCCAAGGACAACGGCGUACCCGAUAUGGCUGCCGACCUUAUCCUAGCGGAUAUUAGCGAUAUGGACCUUGUUGAGAAGUGUUUACAACUCCUGACCGCCUUUGCAAAGUCCCAUCCCAAGGUCAUCACCGCUGACCUCCGCACCAAGCUCACCGCACAAGUCCUACCCGCUCUGGAAGCACACGCGAAAUCGGAUACCUCCGAAGAACCUUUAUGGAAGGAGUACCGCGAUGAAUUGCAGCGGAGCUUGUAAGAUAUUCGAAACCACGCAUACUGUAUCUAUCUCAAUUAUGAUGUGAAUAUAUUUAUCGUAUUUUUUGGACGGG
Fimicolochytrium jonesii is the source of this 1353-nucleotide messenger RNA. Its product is annotated as armadillo-type protein. Lineage: Eukaryota; Fungi; Chytridiomycota; Chytridiomycetes; Spizellomycetales; Powellomycetaceae. The coding region runs from base 369 to 1280 and encodes 303 amino acids. The transcript is spliced from 6 exons. The record is from RefSeq and is a predicted model, not a curated record.